Saccharomyces eubayanus is the source of this 1119-nucleotide messenger RNA. RefSeq names its product casein kinase 2 catalytic subunit CKA1 (gene CKA1). The transcript has a single exon. Gene Ontology annotation, molecular function: protein serine/threonine kinase activity; ATP binding. Gene Ontology annotation, biological process: regulation of transcription by RNA polymerase III; DNA damage response; regulation of transcription by RNA polymerase I. Gene Ontology annotation, cellular component: protein kinase CK2 complex; cytosol; nucleus. The record is from RefSeq and is a predicted model, not a curated record. Lineage: Eukaryota; Fungi; Ascomycota; Saccharomycetes; Saccharomycetales; Saccharomycetaceae. The coding region runs from base 1 to 1119 and encodes 372 amino acids.
AUGAAAUGCAGGGUAUUGUCAGAAGCUCGUGUUUAUACGAAUAUCAAUAAGCAAAGAACCGAGGAAUAUUGGGAUUAUGAAAAUACUACAAUCGAUUGGUCCACGAAUACGAAGAGCUACGAGAUUGAGAAUAAAGUGGGGCGUGGGAAAUAUUCUGAAGUUUUCCAAGGUAUUAAGUUGGACUCAAAAGUUAAAAUUGUCAUUAAAAUGUUGAAGCCCGUUAAAAAGAAAAAAAUUAAGAGAGAAAUUAAGAUCUUAACAGAUUUGUCUAACGAAAAACUACCUCCGACGACUUUACCAUUCCAAAAAGAACAAUACUACACAAAUCAAAAGGAAGAUGUUGUAAAAUUCACUAGACCCUAUAUUUUUGAUUUGCCUCACACCGGUCAUGCAAAUAUAAUCCAUUUAUUUGAUGUAAUAAAGGACCCGAUUUCUAGAACGCCAGCUUUGGUCUUUGAAUACGUCGAUAACGUGGACUUUCGUAUUCUUUACCCUAAAUUAACCGAUUUGGAGAUUAGGUUUUAUAUGUUUGAACUAUUAAAGGCUUUAGAUUACUGCCAUUCGAUGGGAAUAAUGCAUAGGGAUGUUAAGCCUCAUAACGUGAUGAUUGAUCAUAAAAACAAAAAGUUACGAUUGAUCGAUUGGGGGUUGGCCGAAUUUUAUCAUGUUAAUAUGGAAUAUAAUGUCCGUGUUGCAUCGAGAUUCUUCAAGGGUCCAGAACUACUAGUAGAUUAUAGAAUGUAUGAUUACUCUUUAGAUCUAUGGUCAUUUGGAACAAUGCUAGCUUCCAUGAUAUUUAAAAGAGAACCAUUUUUCCAUGGAACUAGUAAUACAGAUCAACUUAUCAAAAUUGUCAAAGUGCUUGGUACAACGGAUUUUGAGAAGUACUUGUUGAAGUAUGAAAUCACUUUACCAAGAGAAUUUUACGAUAUGGACCAAUACAUCAGAAAGCCUUGGCAUAGAUUUAUUAAUGAUAGUAACAAACAUUUAAGCAAUAACGAUGAAAUAAUUGAUCUAAUUGAUAAUCUGUUGAAAUACGACCACCAAGAAAGACUAACUGCUAAAGAAGCAAUGGGUCACCCAUGGUUUGCCCCAAUCAGAGAACAAAUUGCAAAAUAA